GCGGCCGUGGCUCGUGAGGCCGCCUCAGCCGGGCGUGUGCGCCGGGUCGCGCCGUUCUGGGCGCGAGCGCGGGCGGUGCCGGCCGCUGCAGGUGACACCGGUGCGGUGAGGGCCGCCGCGGCCCUGUGGAGAUGAGGAAACGGAGACACGGAUUAUCUGAACUAGAGAAUAUCUUACUGGUAGAACCAAGAUAUAAAGUUGGACAGUUUGACUCCAGAAUCUAUUCUUGUAACUACUACACUGUGCUGGUCCUUCAGUAAGCUCUAGAAGAUGAGUCGUGGGUGUCCAGAAAACAAUAAUUUCCUGACUAAUAAUAACCAAAUGGUACUGGAUAUGAUCCUUUAUCCAUUGAUUGGAAUCCCUCAGACCAUCAACUGGGAAACUGUGGCAAGGCUUGUGCCUGGAUUAACACCCAAAGAGUGUGUGAAAAGAUUUGAUGAGCUGAAGAGCUGUGGAAGUUCACCUGUUGACAACCAGUAUAACCCUUUAAUGGCUGCCGGAGAGGGUCCUGUUGAAACUUUAGCCACUUAUAUUAAAUCUUCACUUUUGGAUGCACAAGGAGAUUUCCAAGAGACUCCAGUUGAUCAAGAUACAGUUUCUAAAGCAGGAAGACAUAGUAUAGCUACCACAAGGAAUUGCUCUUCAGAAAGUGAGAACUGUACUGCCCGUAAUGCUGGAGAAGAGACUGCAGACUCUGAAGGGCCAAACAUGGUGAUCCAUGUAUGUGAUGAAGCAAAAAGCUUGAAAGAAGAUUUUAUUUGCCCACGAGAUCUUUUGAUAUCAGAAAUGAAGUACUUUGCUGAAUAUUUAUCUAUGGAUGCCCAGCGCUGGGAAGAGGUGGACAUUUCAGUUCAUUGCGAUGUUCACAUUUUCAACUGGUUGAUAAAAUAUGUUAAAAGAAACACUAAGGAGAGUAAAGAUUGUGAGGUUCCUGCUUUAGAGCCAGGAAAUGUCAUUUCAAUCCUUAUUUCUUCAGAGUUCUUGAAGAUGGAUUCAUUAGUUGAACAAUGUAUUCAGUAUUGCCAUAAAAAUAUGAAUGCCAUAGUAGCUGCCCCAUGCAACAUGAACUGUAUCAAUGUCAACCUCCUUACACGCAUAGCUGACCUGUUCACACACAACGAGAUUGAUGACUUAAAAGACAAAAAAGAUAAGUUUAGGAGCAAACUGUUUUGUAAGAAGAUUGAAAGACUGUUUGAUCCUGAAUACUUCAAUCCAGAUUCUCGAAAUAAUGCAGCAACACUCUAUCGAUGCUGUUUGUGUAAGAAACUUUUAACUAGAGAAACAGAAAGAAGAAUUUCUUGCAUCCCUGGAAAAAUCAAUGUGGAUCGACAUGGAAAUAUUAUCUACAUCCACAUAAGAGAUAAAACCUGGGAUGUCCAUGAAUAUUUGAAUAGUCUUUUUGAAGAAUUAAAAUCUUGGAGAGAUGUUUAUUGGCGUCUGUGGGGAACAAUCAAUUGGCUGACUUGUUCAAGGUGUUACCAGGCUUUCCUCUGCAUUGAAUUCUCCCACUGUCAGUACCACUCAGAGGUGGUCGUUUACUCCAGCACAGUGAACUCACUGAACACUGUGGGCACUGGAAUUUACCCCUGCUGUAACCAGAAAGUUCUUCGAUUUGAUCCCACUCAGCUCACAAAGGGCUGUAAAGUGAGGGACCACAUGGUUCUUCUUCAUGACCAAGGGGAAAAUGAUGAUUCGCUUUCUUGUCCAACUGCUAAAAUACUGGAUGAUCUGCAUAAGCACAAAGAUGUCAUUGCUGUACCGUUUUUAAAAGAUUCAGUUAGUGAUCCUGGGGUUGGCUCCUGUGAUGAGAAGGGCCUGGAAUAUGAGAUUUUACUGGAGCCAAAUACACCGUGGGGCUCCAAAACUGGGGAGCUCAAUGCUUUUCUGUCACUGAAAAACUGGACUCUGCAGUUGAAACAGCAGUCGUUGUUCUCAGAGGAGGAAGAGUACACCACCGGGUCUGAGGUCACUGAAGAUGAAGUCGGUGAUGAAGAAGAAAUUUCCAAGAAACAAAGGAAAAAGGAGAAGCCAAAGAAAUUUACUAAGCCACCAAAAAAGCAACUGUCUUCACCCUGUUCUCAAAAGAAAGAGAAGACACUGGAGAAGUCAACUUCUAGAGAUGUAUCUCCUUUCGUUGUGAGCAUGCAGAAGAACAAGUGGGAUGCCACAAGAUCCUUGAGAUUCAACCAGGAUGCACAGAGAGAGGACGAUCAGCGGCGGAUGUCUGAAAUUACAGGGCAUCUAAUAAAAAUGAGACUGGGUGAUCUGGACCGAGUCAAGGCAAAGGAAUCAAAAGAAUUUGCAGGAGGCAUUUAUUCUAGGCUUGAAGCCCAAGUCAAAGCCUCAGUGCCUGUCACUGCCCGGCAAAACAUCUCAGACAAAAACCAGAGGUCUAAAAGUCGUUUUGGUCAAGGGCGUCCUGCAUAAAGACCCUAGAUAUAAAAAGAGCGAAGGCACACUCUGGACAUCUGAAAUGCUCACUCCUGGAAGAUCUUCAAACACUGACUGCUAGGUGCUCUAUGAGUUACCCCUGCAGACCACACAAAUCAUGCUACGGUGAUACUAGGUGUUCCAUUAGUUAUCCCUGCAGACCACACAAAUCAUGCUUACACAAAUAUAUAGUUAGGUUUCGUUAAAAUCUUAACUGUAUAUAUAAAUUUUCCUAUAUAAAUUCCUCUUUGUAUAAUUCUAGGCUGUGUAGAAAAUAAUUGCAUACAUAGUUAAUAUUCCUAAUAUCUGUUGCCCUUUAUUUAUUUGACAAAGAAGAGGCCUAAGUUGGUAAGACCCUAAGAAAUUAAGGGCACAGGCCUGGGAGUGUCACUGUGCAGUAUACUGACCACUGUAUGUUUGGGGAGUGUGGAGUCUUAGGCAUAGCGUUGGGAAAUGAGUUUGUGUAAUGAGCUGUCGGUGAUGUUACAUUUAGCUGUGUGGAUUAGGGAGUGACCGAUCCCGACGCGGUGUUAGUAGAGUUUCAAGUGAGGGCAUCGCAGUACUAUGUUGGUCAAGAAGGGUUCAUCUUUCAGGAUUAUUAUAUGGAAAGUUCAAUGUUAGUUCACCUUCUGUUUCUUUCAAUUUUUCACAGUUAUCUGUAAAUCAUAGGAGCCUAAAAUGCGGUCCUUGCCCUUCUCCUCUGUGAAGCUAGUGACACUGGCCCUCCGAAGGCAGCGUGAGCUUGCCUGGUGCUGGGUCACUUCAGCUCUGUGGCACAGGCAAGCGCAGGCUUCUCACACCCACUCAUCCUCUGAGUCUCCUUCAACCCCCUCACAGCAAGGGACUGCUAGUCACUUAGAGACGGCUUCAAACUUCCCAGAUAGAGGAGACGUUCAAAUAAAACUAUUUUACAGAUCAUGUUUUUAAUUUUUUCUAACCAGGUAGACAGCACACUCAGGGAAAUUUUGUUCCAGACUGUAAGCAUGUACUGUUACGUGUUUGGAAAUUGUUUAUGGGUCUCUGAGAACCAUGAGAUGUACACCGUUUCUAUGUUUAGUUUUCCUUUGCCUUGUGACUCACAUCUUCGGAUUAUUCAGAGAAUAAAUCUUGUAAAAGAUUUACACCUAGUUCACACAAAAAAUUAUAAUUUUUAGUAUCUUUCAGUUGCUAUAUGAAGCUCCUAAUUUGUUAUUUAUGCUUUUAAUAUCUAUUUGGAAAUUUUAUUCUGGUAUACAGAUGCUUUUCAGUUAUCUGAUACUUCAGAAAUAGCUUUUAUCAUAUUUAUUUUCAAGAAAGUGUUCUUUGAAUGUGAUGUGUAAGUCCCAUGAGUUACCAGCCUUACUGUUGGCUCCUGGAUUCUCUGAAAGAGAUUUGGAUUUAUGUAUGUAAGCAUAAAUUGUGAUCAUUGUAAUUAGAAGGAAAUAUGCUCUUUUGAUUUUCACAAAUGAUGAAAGUGCUCAUUGCUUCUCUGCAGAGGGGGCUGAUUUACUGACUGAUGUUAACAGACUUUGUUGAAAUCUGAUUUCAUGUGGAAUGUGCUUUUUAUUUUGUGUCUGUCUGUGAUACACGGACAGGCAUUUCUUCUACCAAGUACUUUAAGGCUUUCCUUACAUUAAUUCUGAAUUCAAACUUAUUGAAAUAAAUGGCAAUGACAAAAACUGUG
Messenger RNA from Rattus rattus (black rat), 4093 nucleotides. It is a transcript of the gene Sanbr, whose product is annotated as KIAA1841 ortholog. NCBI's taxonomy places the organism in Eukaryota, Metazoa, Chordata, Mammalia, Rodentia, Muridae. The transcript is spliced from 22 exons. The record is from RefSeq and is a predicted model, not a curated record. The coding region runs from base 271 to 2427 and encodes 718 amino acids.